Molecule: messenger RNA, 2611 nt
Organism: Pangasianodon hypophthalmus (striped catfish)
Lineage: Eukaryota; Metazoa; Chordata; Actinopteri; Siluriformes; Pangasiidae
Product: toll-like receptor 4
Exons: 3
Coding region: 37-2499 (820 amino acids)
Biological process (GO): inflammatory response; defense response to Gram-negative bacterium; immune response
Cellular component (GO): membrane
Molecular function (GO): lipopolysaccharide binding; lipopolysaccharide immune receptor activity; transmembrane signaling receptor activity
Source: RefSeq, a predicted model, not a curated record
GUCACAGAAAGAUUUUGAUCAUACUUUCUUAAUAAUAUGACUGUCUUUUGUAUAGAUGGAGGAAUAUUCCCCCUCAUAUUCUUCCUUCUCAUCCAGAAUGGAAAUGGAGAGGAGUGCACAAAGAUUAGAAACAAUCGACACUAUUCAUGUGAAGGAAGGAAUCUCACCUAUAUACCUAGCAGUAUUCCUUCAUCUGUAGAGACACUGGACUUCAGUUUUAACUUGUUGCCUUCUUUACAAAAGCAUCUGUUUCCUCCACUGAAUGAUUUGCAGGUCCUGGAUCUCACAAGAUGCCAAAUCCAGUACAUUGCUGAUGAUGCUUUCCACAAUGUGAAGAAUGUGACUACUCUAAUUCUUACUGGAAACCCCGUUUCAUACAUAGCACCUGACAGCUUGAACUCAUUACAUAAAUUACAGAGAUUAGUUCUCGUGGACAUUGGCCUGCUGUCUUUAAAUGUGCAGUUCAACAAUCUCACCAAGCUUCAGGAACUAAAAGCUGGAAGUAACAAGAUUCAAACAAUUGCUCUUCCACCAUUCAUGAUCAACUUUAAAGACUUCUGCGUACUGGACCUGCAUGCAAAUAACAUAUCCAGAAUAAAAGUAAAUCACACGGCUGUACUGCGAGAGAUGAGGGGAAAUAUCACUCUAAUACUCUCCAGCAACCCAAUAUUACAUAUCGAACCAGGAGUAUUUAAGGACAUUUACCUAAAAGAGCUUAACAUACAGAGUGCUUUCGUUUCAUUUGAUGCAAUGAGGUAUGGUCUAAAAGCUCUCAGUGGUCUUAAUGUUGGAAAACUCAUUAUAGGAAACUACAGACUAAGCCAAGUGAUAAAGAUAUCAGAUGCUGAUUAUCUUGCUGGUCUGUGCUUGAUACAUUUCACAGAAAUAUAUUAUCUCCAAAAAGAACGGUCACCUUUUAACAUUAACAUGUUCCACUGCAUGGUCAAUGCAACGAAGAUCACUCUGAGAAGAGGAGCUCUUACAGGCAUGGAACAUGUACCAUUUCAUCAACUUAAAGAACUAUACAUAGGUGACCAUCAUUUAUCGAUAUUCCCAGACCUUUCACAUGCACAUUCCUUAGAAAAAUUGGUGGUGGUUGAUAACAAUGCAAUGUUAUUUCACGGUCUCAGUGACAUGCCCAAACUCCAGCAUGUGGACCUGAGUAGAAACCAAUUGAUAUUACAAGAUUGUUGUUCCUGUUAUUUCAGAGACACGCCAAAUGUUCGCCACGUGAAUCUAAGUCUUAACGCAAAUAUAUGGUUGAAUGAAAAACCAUUUUACUAUCUUGGAUUGAUUGAGGUAUUAGAUUUCCAUCAAACAAAACUAGAUCUAAUUGGACAAUUUGGAGUCUUACAAAAUUUGAAGUAUCUAAAAUAUUUAGACCUUUCAUACACAAGAACUACUUUUAGUAGCUACGUAUGUUUCUAUGGGCUUAAGAGUCUUAAAAUACUGAAAAUAGCAGGCAAUACUUUCCAGGGAAAUACACUGUCUUAUUUAUUUGAAAAUCUUACAGCUUUGGAGGUUCUUGACCUGUCACACUGUGGCAUUGAUCGAAUAGACUGUAAAGCGUUCAGAAACCUCCAGAAGCUUAGCCAGUUACUUCUUAGUCGAAACAACUUGAUGGUUUUGGAUUUUUUGACACAGCCAAAUCUACAAAGUCUAACAUGGCUAGCUGUAGACCAAAAUAGUAUUUCUGUUAUUAAACUUAAUACGCUCCAAAAUAUACCAGCGAACCUCUCUGUUUUUGACAUAUCUUCUAAUCCAAUCAGUUGCUUCUGCACCCAAACAGAUUUUAUUUUGUGGAUAAUAAAACACCAAAAAAUAUUUCCUCAGUCUUAUAAUAUUUUAUGUAAAACAGUAUCAUCAGAUUCAAAAAUUAGACUUAUUGACUUUGACACUGAAGGCUGUGUACAUAUCAGAAGACUGACAAUUGUGUUAUGCAUAUGUGCUGUCACUUUUCUUGUUAUUGUAUCAGUUUUGACCUACAAAUUUCAGUUUUAUCUGCGAUAUGGCUAUGUCCUGCUAAGAGGUUAUAGGGCCUCCAGACAGCAGGAAUGUUCUUAUGAUGCCUUUGUUAUCUACUCCAGCAAAGAUGAAUCAUGGGUAAUGGAUGAACUGGUGGAAAAUCUGGAAAAUGGGAGUCCACCCAUUCACCUUUGUCUUCAUGUGCGGGACUUUGAAGCUGGCAAGGCCAUUACCUCCAACAUUAUAGAUGAAGGCAUCAUGGGUAGUCGUAAAAUUAUUGUGGUUGUAUCUAAACACUUCGUUGAGAGUGCCUGGUGUCGUUUUGAAUUUGAAGUGGCGCAGUCUUGGCUAGUGAUGCAAGGCAAUGCUAACAUCAUCAUCAUCAUUCUAGAAGAUGUGGAGGAGAAGUCAAAGAAGGUGUUUGGUCUUCAUAAGCACCUGAAAAACAAUACGUAUCUAAAGUGGAGUGGAAACCCAAUAAAUAACAUGAGAUUCUGGAUUCGUCUUAGGAAAGCUGUGAUCACAAGAAAAUAGUAGGCUUUGUUCUAAUAUUUUAACAUAUUUUAUGCUUUCAAUUAUUGUGAAGCCUUUUUUCUUUUCUUUUUUUUUUAAAUACUUUAAUAAAUUUUUACAAGCUCAUAAUGCU